Molecule: messenger RNA, 1022 nt
Organism: Salvia hispanica
Lineage: Eukaryota; Viridiplantae; Streptophyta; Magnoliopsida; Lamiales; Lamiaceae
Product: protein GID8 homolog
Molecular function (GO): protein binding
Source: RefSeq, a predicted model, not a curated record
CUAGGUUUCUUUGUAAAGAAAGUGCUGAAAGUAUUUGCUUUUUCUUAUUUUAAGAAUGUGAAGAAAUCGCCUCUUUUAGGGAUUGGAUUAUGCCUAUGAUAAAUGUGUUAGAUUGAAUUUAACCCGCAAUGUACUUGGAAAUCCACCUCAUGAACUUUUUAGUUCAUCGUUUCUGCAAUAGUGGGCUUUUAAUUUGUUAGGCUACCUCGAAGAAAGUUAUAACCAGAGUAGAAUGGGAGAAAAAACUUAAUGAUGUCAGAGUUAGAAAAGACGAUAUGAAUAAAUUGGUUAUGAACUUUCUUGUUACUGAGGGUUAUGUGGAAGUUGCUGAAAAAUUUCGACUUGAAUCUGGGACAGAGCCGGAGAUAGAUCUUGCAACCAUUACUGAUCGUAUGGCAGUUAAGAAAGCUGUGCAGAGUGGUAAUGUGGAGGACGCUAUCGAGAAGGUUAACGAUUUGAACCCUGAGAUAUUGGAUACAAAUCCCCUCCUCUUUUUUCAUCUCCAACAGCAGCGAAUGAUAGAGUUGAUCCGGAAUGGGAAGGUUGAGGCAGCUUUAGAAUUUGCACAAGAGGAACUUGCCCCCAGAGGAGAGGAAAAUCAAAGCUUUUUAGAGGAGUUGGAAAGGACCGUUGCAUUGCUUGCCUUUGAAGAUGUGGCCAACUGUCCUGUUAGUGAGCUGCUCGAUAUAUCCCAACGGCUGAAGACUGCCACUGAGGUCAAUGCAGCUAUCCUUACCAGUCAAAGUCACGAAAAAGAUCCAAAGCUGCCGAGCUUACUGAAAAUGUUGAUAUGGGUGCAAAACCAGCUAGACAAGAAAGCCUCUUAUCCUCGAAUAAACAACAUAUCUACUGCAGCUUUGGAAGAUUCAGUUGUUUGAUGUACAUUUGGUGUGGUUACAUGGAAGUGAAUGAUGGUUGUGUGGUCAUUAGCUCAUGUAUAUUCUACUAUUGUUUCUUGUAUUGACUUCACCCUCUGUUCUCAAAGCAAUAUAUGUAAUGUUAAGAACAAUUUUUGAGACCAA